Messenger RNA from Myotis lucifugus (little brown bat), 2463 nucleotides. It is a transcript of the gene PRC1, whose product is annotated as protein regulator of cytokinesis 1. Lineage: Eukaryota; Metazoa; Chordata; Mammalia; Chiroptera; Vespertilionidae. The coding region runs from base 127 to 1989 and encodes 620 amino acids. Gene Ontology annotation, cellular component: spindle; cytoplasm; mitotic spindle midzone. Gene Ontology annotation, molecular function: microtubule binding. The record is from RefSeq and is a predicted model, not a curated record. The transcript has 15 exons. Gene Ontology annotation, biological process: microtubule cytoskeleton organization; mitotic spindle midzone assembly.
CGGGUGCCUAACGGCUCGCGAAGUGGCAGAGCCUGUGCGAGCCAGUGCUAGGGGCUGGUUGCCGCGCUCGGUUCCGGGUGGAGUAGGUCGUGGGCCUCGCCGUCCGGUGACCGGGAGACUUCCAUCAUGAGGAGAAGUGAGGUGAUUGCGGAGGAGUCCAUAUUAUGUCUCCAGAAAGCCCUGACUCACCUUCGGGAAAUAUGGGAAUUGAUUGGGAUUCCUGAGGACCAGCGGUUACAAAGGACUCAGGUUGUGCAUAAGCAUAUCAAGGACCUCCUGGAUAUGAUGAUUGCUGAAGAGGAAAGUUUGAAGGAAAGGCUCAUUAAAAGCAUAGGCAACUGUCAAAAAGAGUUGGCUGUCUUGUGCAGCGAGUUGCGUGUUGAGCCAUUUCAGGAGGAAGGAGAGCCGACCAUCUUGCAGCUGGAAAAAGACUUGCGCACUCAGGUGGAGCUGAUGCGCAAACAGAAAAAGGAGAGGAAACGUGAACUGAAACUACUUACAGAACAGGAUCAAGAACUGUGUGAAGUUCUUUGCAUGCCACACUAUGAAAUUGACAGCGAUUCCGUUCCCAGCCUGGAAGAGCUGAACCAGUUCAGAAAACAUUUGGCAACUUUGCGGGAAACAAAGGCAUCUCGGCGUGAGGAGUUUGUCAACAUAAAGAGACAGAUCAUACUGUGCAUGGAAGAAUUAGAUCACACCCCAGACACAAGCUUCGAACGAGAUGUGGUGUGUGAAGAUGAAGAGGCCUUUUGUUUAUCUUUGGAAAAUAUUGCAGCACUACAGAAGUUGCUACAGCAGCUGGAAAUGCGGAAAUCACAAAACGAAGCAGUGUGCGAGGGGCUGCGUGCUCAGAUCCGGGAGCUCUGGGACAGGCUGCAAAUACCAGAAGAAGAGCGAGAAGCUGUGGCCAUGAUUAUGACUGGGUCGAAGGCCAAAGUUAAGAAAGCGCUGCAAUUAGAAGUGGAUCGCUUGGAGGAACUGAAAAUGCAAAACAUGAAGAAAGUGAUUGAGGCGAUACGAGUGGAGCUGGCUAAGUACUGGGACCAGUGUUUCUACAGCCAGGAGCAGAGACAAGCUUUUGCUGCUUAUUAUGAUGAGGACUACACAGAAAGUCUGCUCCAGGUCCAUGACGCUGAGGUUGUGCGGUUAAGAAACUACUACGAGGUUCACAAAGAACUCUUUGAAGGCGUGCAGAAGUGGGAAGAAAGCUGGCGGCUUUUCUUAGAGUUUGAGAGAAAAGCAUCAGAUCCAAGUCGAUUUACAAAUCGAGGAGGAAAUCUUCUGAAGGAGGAAAAGCAACGAGCCAGGCUCCAGAAAACGCUCCCUAAGCUGGAAGAGGAAUUGAAGGCCCAGAUCGAGAUGUGGGAACAGAAGCACUCAGCAGCGUUCGUGGUCAAUGGGCAGAAGUUUAUGGAGUACGUGACUGAGCAGUGGGAGACGCAUCGGUUAGAGAAGGAGCGAGCCAAGCAGGAAAGGCAACUGAAGAACAAGAAGCAGACAGAGACAGAGAUGCUGUACGGCAGUACUCCCAGGACACCCAACAAGCGGCGGGGAAUGACUCCCACCACCCCGGGCAAAGUGCGCAAGCUGAACACUACCACCAUGUCCAAUGCCACGGCCAACAGUAGCAUUCGGCCUGCCUUUGGGGGGACAGUCUACCGCUCCCCCGUGUCUCGACUUCCACCUUCUGGCAGCAAGCCAAUCUUCACUUCCACCUGUUCAGGGAAGAAAAACCCCCGUGCUGGUCGGCAUGGAGCCGACAAGGAGAACCUGGAGCUCAAUGGCAGCUUGCUGAGCGGUGGGUACCCCGGCUCGGCCCCCCUCCAGCGCAACUUCAGCAUUAACUCUGUUGCCAGCACCUACUCUGAGUUUGCGAAGGAUCCGUCCCUCUCUGACAGCUCCACUGUUGGGCUUCAGCGAGAACUUUCAAAGGCCUCCAAUUCUGAUGCUACUUCCCGAAUCCUCAAUUCAACCAACAUCCAUCCCUAAGAAGCCCUGAUCAGUCAGCUAGCUGUGGCUUCCUGGCCUAGACUGGACCCAGUUACACGGGGUGGCUUUCCUUUCUCUCAGUGUAGGUGUGCUUGAAACCCCGGGCAGGCUCAUUACCACGGCCUGGCUGCAGACGAAAGCCCACCACAGGCCUAGUGGUCCUUAGACACUUUGUUGGGAGAUCUAGAACUUUGCACAUGUCAGUCCUGGGGCAUAGUUCCCACUGCACCGUCCUCAGUGGGGCCCCGUCCUUAGCUACUCUACUGUCACUACGAUUCUCCCAAAAGCACUAUUAUUUAUUCCUGCUCCACCCGCGCAGUCCUGCUGUCAGAGCACUAAAUGGUUCUAAGGCUUCCAGUGUGGCUCGGGCUGCACGUGGGAGCCCUGCUGUUUUAGUCUGUGUAUACUUGUCUGUUGUAAAAUAGAUAUUGUUAACAAUAAAUAAAAAUGUGUGUUGUUAGAUUACAAAAACAA